GCACAAGGCGGGGGCGGAGCCGAGCGCGCAUGCGCAGCGGAGUUGGGCGGCAAUGGGCAGCGGCGAGGCGCGCUCAGUUGGCAUUUCCUAUACAAGGGUGAGAACAGCCAGUCCGCUGUGCUGGACAACUGCGCCCUCAAAGCGUCGGAGACCUGCCAGCCUUGCUCCGAGUCGGCAGCCGUAGCUAGGCGAGCCCCGUCUUUUACGACAGCAAGGAACAAAUGAUGGCUUACGCUCAGGAAAUGGCUUGACUGUCCCUGGUAGCGGAGGAGCCAUGGAUUGGCCCCGGCCAGGGUCCAGCACGUGCCGGGAGAAGUGGCCCAUCUGAAGCGGAGGUGAUGCGACGCCCCAUGACAGAACCAGCAGGACCAUGGGUUUGCGAUUGCGGGGCUGUCUCUCCGCCUUGCCCACUGCUGUGGUGUACGGGUCCCUCUCGCUCUUCAUUUCCAUUUUGCACAACGUGUUCCUCCUGUACUACGUGGACACCUUUGUCUCUGUUUACAAGAUUGAUAAACUGUCCUUCUGGAUCGGCGAGACAGUGUUUCUGAUCUGGAACAGCCUCAAUGACCCCCUCUUUGGCUGGCUGAGUGACCGGGUAUUUCUUAGCACGCAACAGCCGGGAGCGGAGAUCUCCUUGCCAGAAGUUGUUCUGAAGAGGCUUAAGGCUCUGAGCCGCAACGGCCCCCUAUUUGCCCUUUCCUUCCUGGCUUUCUGGGUUGCGUGGGCCCACCCAGGCUUGCAGUUCCUCCUCUGCCUCUGCUUCUACGACAGCUUCCUCACCAUGGUCGAUCUCAACCACAACGCCUUGCUCGCGGACCUCGCCGUUUCUGCCAAGGACAGGACCAGCCUCAACUUCUACUGUUCGCUCUUCAGUGCCAUCGGUUCACUCUCCGUCUUCAUGUCCUACGCGGUGUGGAACAAAGAGGACUUCUUCUCUUUCCGCAUAUUUUGCGUGGUGCUGGCUCUCUGCUCCGUCCUUGGCUUCAGCCUGUCAACGUGGCUGCUGAGGCAACGAUUUGAGACUGAAGGGAAAGCAAAAUGGGACCAAGAGGCCACUUUGAAAGAACUGUACGUGGAGCAGCCGUCUGCCCCGCAGGAGAAGAGGAUCACGCUGGCCGAGUACCUCAAGCAGCUCUCCAGGCACCGCAACUUCCUCUGGUUCGUCUGCAUGAACCUGAUCCAGGUAUUUCACUGCCACUUCAACAGCAACUUCUUCCCUCUCUUCCUGGAACAUCUGCUGUCUGACCGGAUCUCUGUGUCCACAGGAUCCUUCCUGCUGGGCGUUUCCUACAUUGCUCCUCAUCUCAACAACCUCUACUUCCUGUCUCUGUGCCAAAGAUGGGGGGUUUACGCCGUGGUGCGUGGGCUCUUCUUCCUGAAGCUGGCGCUCAGCGUGGUCAUGCUCUUGGCAGGACCUGACCAGGUGCAUCUGCUCUGCAUCUUCAUCGCCAGCAACCGGGUCUUCACUGAAGGGACUUGCAAGUUGCUGAACCUGGUCGUCACCGACUUGGUGGACGAGGAUUUUGUCUUGAACCGCAGGAAGCAGGCGGCCUCGGCCCUCUUGUUUGGGAUGGUCGCUUUGGUGACCAAGCCAGGCCAGACCUUUGCCCCUCUGAUUGGCACCUGGCUGCUGUGUGCUUACACAGGUUACGACAUCUUCCAGCGGGACCCUGUGAGCAACGUGCUGAGCACCCAGCCGAAGCUCGAGUCCGGCACGGCCUGGAAGCCCACCCUGCGCCAAGGCUGCUUCUACCUCCUCGUCUUCAUCCCCAUCACAUGCGCGCUGCUGCAGCUCCUCAGCUGGUCCCAGUUCAACCUGCGGGGCCGGCGCCUGCAGGCGGUGAAGGCCCAGCGCCAGGUCCUGACUCGGGGUCACUCGCGAGAGAUCAAGAUGAUCUGAGACCCCUUCGGAGCCCUUUCUGGGGACCCUGCCUCUUGCCAACUGUGUCUAGUGCGGUGCGCCUCCGUGCCCUCCGGUGCAGCAGAGGCCAGCGGUGUUACUGGUCACCGCUUCCAGGUGCUUACGAUUCAACUGUGAAAUGCCCCAAUACUUGCCAAGCAGAGAUUUACUCAUUCCAGGAGGCGGCAAGCGCUUCGUAGAGACAGGUGAUUGCAGCAGUGCCGGGUGGGUUUGCUCAGGCAGGCGCAUGGAGUCCCAGGUUCGGCAUCCCCGUUGUUGUCCUUCAAAUAUAAGAUCCCCUGGAAUUUAAGACACAUGUUCUGACUCUCCGAUGCAGCCAAAAAAAACCCAAAUCAAAUAUCCUAGUAAAGCAAAUUGACAAGGGCACAGCCACGGCAGGGCACAGGAAAGCUUUUCACUGUUUACAUUUUGACUCAGGUUUAGGACGGGGGCAUUUUUGGAAGGAAUACUUCGUUUUAAAAUGUUUCUUAUAUUUGAAGGAUUACAGCAGAGGCGGACAACAGGGGAGCGAACAACUCGCUUGCAUUGAGUUGUGGAGAGAGCUGGUUGAGUGAGGUCUCUAGGGCAGCAUUUCGCCCCGUGGGACUCCCAUGGGAAAUGCUUGGCCAGUUUGGCAGUGGCUUUGUGCCUGGCCAGUGGGACUCCAUGCCUUGCCUCUGCCCCCAUCUGGAGCAGCAGGAGUGGGUGGCAAUGCAGAAACUUCCAUUUUGGGGGUGAUGGGUGCCCUCCACCCACUGCCAGAUAAAGGCUGGGAUGGGCAGGGUCCCCCUGGAGUGCUGCCCGGAGGACUGGAGACCCAGGCAGGGCUCGGAGCUGAAAGGGGGUGUGAAGGACCACAGGGAAGGCAGGCAGGGAUAGGGGCAGGUCUCCUCGGUGCUGGGAGACUCCAGUGCAGCGGUCCCAGUGCUGACGCUGAGCCUUAUGUUCGAUGCUCUGUAGGGGAUGACACCGGGCCUGGCUCCGACCCAUUUGUGCUGGGUUGAGAUCGGGUCCGUCCCCCAGAACAAUUUACUGCAAAGCACAUUUCCUGCAGCUGCGGUCGGGCACGAGGGCCCUGCCCUCACCGCAGCGCCAGGCACAUCCCUCAAACGUGGAGGAAGCCGUCCAGGGCAAGCGGCUGCAAACCUGCCUGCCUAGCUCAGCGGAGGGGAGGAUGUCCUGGCCGAAGUCCCACGGCUCGUUGCUCCCAAACUGCCGCAGAGGAUGGUGAGGCCAGGCUCCCGGCAGCAAGUGCACAGGGCAGGAGAGAGCCCCCGUCACUGCCUGUGACCCGGGGCGGUUUCUCCAUGACAGCAGGUACAGCCGCACUCGGCUCAUGGUGCUGAAUCUCAGGUUAGAUACGGGCUUCCAGGCUCCUCAGUGGGCUUGGCCCUGGGGGCUCUGGCGACAGUCCUCAUCCCCUCCCUCCCCUGCCAGCUGUGCUGGAGGACCCGUGCGCUGCCACUCUCCAGCAAGCUGGCAAUGUGGGGGAUUGCUGAGCACUAAUAUCCCCCCCUUCCAGCCCCAUUGCAGCCAGUCUCUUAACAAGGUAGGGGCCCUCCCAUGCCCAGCCACGCAAGUAAUUUCACAGGCGUCAGCAGUGCUGGGGGGGCUGGAGCAUGGCCCCGCAUCGCUGGCAGGGUGUCUGAGGGCAGCAUGGGCUCUGCUGUAAGUCCAGGGACCCUUUGCCCAGCUCUGCACCUUCCUUUCCCUUGCUGGGACAGGAAAGCGCAGCCUCACAUGGCCGCUGGGUUCUUCCUGCCUUGAACCGUCUUAAACCCCUUGCACAGUACUAUGAGCGAAGUCCUGGCCCCAGCAAAGUCCCAGGCAAAGCUCCCGUCUGCUGCCCCUGGGGCCAGGAUUUCACCCUCCUGGGAGUGGCAUUUGUUUCACCUCCUGGGACACGCCAGGCUCUUAGAGCAGUGUUUGAAUGGGUGAAGACCAACCCCGGUCUGUCACUGGCUUUGACCCUCCUGCUUUAUUUACAUCACGGACAAGGGGGGUGGAAGGGAGCUUGGGAGGUCACAUCCAGUCCAGCCCCCUGCUCCAAGCAGGACCAGCCCCAACUACAUCAUCCCAGACAAGGCUUUGUCUACCGGGGUCUUAAACACCUCCAGGGAUGGAGACUUCACCACCGCUCUGGGGAUCCUGUCCCAGUGCUUCACCACCCUCCUAGCAAGAAAAGUUUUCCUAAUAUCUAACCUCAACUUCCCUUGCUGCGCAUCGUGUUCGGCUAAUAUCCAGCGAUAGCCGUGGAGCGGUUUAGUGCAGGGAGCUCUGGCCUUUCCCCGGGUUGGGAUCAGGUCGUGCGCAGGGUUGUAGCUAGCAGUUUUCCUCCCAGCGGCGUGCGCAGCUCCACGUCCUGUGCAGUCCCCUGGCUUGUUGGCAGGGAAGGUUUGGUGCUGAGCACGUGUCUGCUGGUGUCAGUAGAGCCGGAGCCCGAGAUGAUGCCCAAGCGCCCUGGCGUUGUCUGGUUUGGCUGCAAGAGGACCAGCUUCUGCCGCAGGAGCCGGGCAAGCGCUGGGAGCUCCCGAGGCCCAAGGCACCGUCCUGUGCACGUGCUGUGUGUUCACCCAGGGGCCGGUCAGGUGGCACCAUCGGCUUCCCUCCAUCCGGCUGUUAACCACGGAGCCACCCACAUCCCCACUGCCACGUCUUUUUGGGGCACGACUGCCUCCAGCCUUGGACCAAGACACAAGGAAGCCAUGCCACUGCCUGGACCCCUCCGCCUCUUCGGGCGGUUACGCCCUGACUUAUCCAUGUGAUUUUUACCAGGCCUCGUGCCUGACUUUUCGUUUCCGAGCCACAGGUGAUUAAAGGCCUUUUCUGUA
This is a messenger RNA of Alligator mississippiensis (American alligator), 4731 nucleotides long. It is a transcript of the gene SLC68A1, whose product is annotated as major facilitator superfamily domain containing 13A. The transcript is spliced from 10 exons. Bases 371 to 1900 code for a protein of 509 amino acids. NCBI's taxonomy places the organism in Eukaryota, Metazoa, Chordata, Crocodylia, Alligatoridae. The record is from RefSeq and is a predicted model, not a curated record.